GUCUAAGGAAGUAUAGCAUGGACUGGGUGCUUGUAGGUGCGCUGUGUCUGGCGGUUGUGGGCGUGGCGGCACUCCUGACGGUGUUCAAGGGACAGACGAGGAAGGAUGUGGCACCAGGUGAUGAGCCCGAGGUGGAGGUGGCGCCCUCGGGGCUGUCGCGACAGGCCAGGAGAAGGGCGGAGAGAGAGGCUCGGAGGAGGAAGAAACGGGACGCCGGUGGGGAUGGUCCUGGAGGGGCGACGGACGGUGGGGAUGGCGAUGACGGAGGGCUUCCCCGAGCAGGAGGCGGCGAUGGGCCGGUGGUGGGAAGAAACCGCCGCGGAGCCAAGUACGAGGCCAAGCAGCGGAUGAAGGAAGCGCGGAGGAAGGCGAGGGAGGCGCAGGCGGCCGAGGAGGCGCGAGCGGCCGAGGCCGACGAGCUGCUUGUGGGCGACGAGGGUGACGAUGAGGCUGCUGCUGAAGCAGCACGCGUUGAGGCCGAGACUGAGAGGGCGGCGGUAGAGGCCGCCGAAAGAGCGGCAGCCGAGGCGGCGGCGUACGAGGCGAUGAAGGCUGAGUUUGAGGUUGUCACCGAGGGCUCGCUCCUCGCCGACCUCGGCGCCGAAGGCGAGGAUGUGAACACCGCAUUCUGCAAGUACGUCAAGCGGCAAAAGGUGGUCGAGCUCGACGCGCUGGCGAGCAAGUUCCAUCUGCGGACGCCCGAGGUGGUGGCGCGACUGCGUGCGCUCGAGGCUGACGGUCGGCUGAUGGGCAUCUUUGACGACCGUGGCAAGUACAUCUACGUGACCAUGAGCGAGCUCAAGGCGGUGGCGCGGCAAAUCAACGGAGCCGGCCGCAUCGGGCUCGAUGAGCUCGCGGUUGUUGCCGGCUCACUGAUCUCUGUGGAGAAAGCUAAGCGGAAGAAGCGACGGAAGCGCAAGGACGAGGCAGGGCCGUCAGCGACGUAAACGCGAGAGACGGGCA
Molecule: messenger RNA, 963 nt
Organism: Thecamonas trahens ATCC 50062
Lineage: Eukaryota; Apusomonadida; Apusomonadidae
Exons: 2
Coding region: 18-947 (309 amino acids)
Source: RefSeq, a predicted model, not a curated record